CUUUUAGCUGUCUUUAUCAAAUUCAGUAAAUAAAUAAAAUAUGUAUUUUAAUGGAAUUUUUUGCAGUAGAAAUUAAAAAAGAGUUUUUUUUUAUUGGAAGGCUAAAUCGUGUUAUUAAUAAUUUAAGCUCAAAGGUUGUCCAAGUCUACAAACCAAAAGCACGCUACAGAAGAAGAGGAAGAAGAAGAAGAAGCAGAGACAACAAGAAGAAGAAGAAACAGUCUCAUCUCGCCGGAGAAGAAGAAAGAUGUCGUGGCAAUCAUACGUCGAUGACCAUCUCAUGUGCGAGGUCGAAGGCAACCACCUCACACACGCCGCCAUCUUCGGCCAAGACGGCAGUGUCUGGGCUCAGAGCUCAGCUUUCCCUCAGUUGAAGCCUGCAGAGAUAGCAGGAAUCAACAAAGACUUUGAAGAAGCCGGACAUCUUGCCCCAACCGGGCUAUUCCUUGGCGGUGAGAAGUACAUGGUUGUCCAAGGUGAGGCUGGAGCCGUCAUCCGAGGGAAAAAGGGACCUGGUGGAGUCACUAUCAAGAAGACUACUCAAGCUCUAGUCUUUGGUAUCUAUGAUGAACCGAUGACCGGAGGGCAAUGCAACUUGGUCGUGGAGAGGCUCGGCGAUUACCUUAUCGAGUCUGGUCUCUAAGUUCACUCAAAGUGCUUCAAACAAAUUUCAUUUUUCGGGUUCUUUCUUCACUAGAGAAGCACCCUUCUGCCAUGUAUUGUGAUUUGAUUGUUGUUGUGCAUCAAACAAAGUUAUUAUACUCUUAAAAAGAACAAAGAAACAAUCAUAUUUGUUAUGGUUUUGAUCCUCUCCUAUGAUGGCUCUUAUGUUUUUCUCUUGUACUGUAUUUCGUAAUGUAUAAUUACGCUUUGGAAUAAAAAUUUGAGUUUGUGAUCAUUUGUUCUCGAUCAGCUCAU
Molecule: messenger RNA, 918 nt
Organism: Arabidopsis thaliana (thale cress)
Lineage: Eukaryota; Viridiplantae; Streptophyta; Magnoliopsida; Brassicales; Brassicaceae
Gene: PFN2
Product: profilin 2
Exons: 3
Coding region: 248-643 (131 amino acids)
Cellular component (GO): endoplasmic reticulum; nucleus; cytoskeleton
Molecular function (GO): actin binding
Source: RefSeq, marked reviewed